Cheilinus undulatus (humphead wrasse) is the source of this 6823-nucleotide messenger RNA. RefSeq names its product cell adhesion molecule 1b (gene cadm1b). Gene Ontology annotation, molecular function: signaling receptor binding. Gene Ontology annotation, cellular component: neuron projection; synapse; plasma membrane. Lineage: Eukaryota; Metazoa; Chordata; Actinopteri; Labriformes; Labridae. The record is from RefSeq and is a predicted model, not a curated record. The transcript has 12 exons. Bases 182 to 1417 code for a protein of 411 amino acids. Gene Ontology annotation, biological process: cell recognition; detection of stimulus; susceptibility to natural killer cell mediated cytotoxicity.
UUCCUCCAGCGGAGUCUGACUGCUACACCAACUGCAGAUAAACGGGCCUUAUGCAGACUACAAUAAGGCAUUUCCUGCUUGGUUUUGGAGUACCAUCCUGCACCUGUCCCUCUCACCUCAGAUGGACGUGCCUAUGACUGGUAUUUACACCCACAAAUGCUGUCUAUUGAGUUAAUCUGGAAUGACUGCGCCUGCAGGAACAGAAGCUGAACCCAGAGGGCUGCGAUCAGGAGCUGCUGAAAUCGUGACAGUCGAAGGUCAGAAUCUGGCAACGGACAAUGUGUCGGUGAUCGAAGGAGAAAUGGCGACCAUCAGCUGCAGAGUGAAGAACAAUGAUGACUCGGUCAUUCAGCUACUCAACCCCAACAGACAGACCAUCUACUUCAAAGACGUUAGACCUCUGAAGGACAGCCGGUUCCAGCUGGUGAAUUUCUCUGACAACGAGCUGCGGGUGUCUCUGUCCAAUGUGUCACUCUCCGAUGAGGGACGCUACGUGUGCCAGCUCUACACGGAUCCUCCUCAGGAAGCCUACGCAGACAUCACUGUCCUGGUCCCACCAGGCAGCCCGAUCAUCGAAACCCGUGAGGACGUGGUCAGCGAGGGGAACGAGACGGAGCUCACCUGCACGGCAAUGGGCAGCAAGCCAGCUGCCUCCAUCAGAUGGAUGAAAGGGGAGGAGGAACUGACAGGUGAGACAACAGUAGAGGAGACGUAUGACAGGAUGUUUACUGUCACCAGCCGGGUGAGAUUUUUUGUCACCAAAGAAGAUGAUGGAAUACCGGUGGACUGCAUCAUUGACCACCCAGCUGCGAAGGACCUCCUGGCUCAGAGAAACCUGGAAGUACUAUACAAACCUGAAGUGAAGAUUGUGGUGACUUAUCCUGAAGGUUUAACCAGAGAGGGAGACAAUCUAGAUUUGACGUGUAUUGCAGAGGGAAAACCACAUCCCCAUCAGAUCAACUGGCUGAGAGUAGACGAGGAUGUGCCGCCCCACGCCGUCGUCACUGGCUCUGACCUCUACAUCGAGAACCUCAAUAAGUCGUACAACGGCACCUAUCGCUGUGUGGCAUCCAAUGCUGUGGGGGAAGCCUACGAUGACUACGUCCUCUUUGUAUAUGAUGCUCCCACCACUAGCCCCACACCCACCACCAACCCAGUCAACACGCAAGACUCCAGAGCCGGUGAGGGGGCACCACAGAAAAUUGACCACGCUGUCAUCGGAGGAGUGGUUGCCGUGGUGAUGUUUGCCAUCCUCUGUGCACUCAUUGUUCUUGGUCGAUACUUCGCCAGACACAAAGGGACUUACUUCACGCAUGAAGCCAAAGGGGCGGACGACGCGGCCGACGCAGACACGGCCAUCAUCAACGCGGAGGGGGGACACAACAACACAGACGAGAAGAAGGAGUACUAUAUCUAAACUGGACGGGCCAGGAGAGACGGGUGGGGAUGCUGAAGGUGGCGGUGCUGUGGGAGCAUAACUCUGAUUGGUUAGGAGAAAGCUUUGGAGGGCAAGAUUUUACAUGGAAGAGAUAAAAGUAAAAAGUAGGACUGGCAUGGCCAAGUGGUAAGAAGAGGAGUUGCCGAGUCUCCUAUCCGACCCUUCCUGGACUGCUGGGGCCGAUUCUGUACAGUUUAAUUAUUUUACAGACUAUUUUGUGCCUUGUUCGAUUUCUUUUGUUUAUCUUGUUGUUUUUCUUCCCCUUCACAUACUUGUUGGAUUGGAUUAUUUUCAAUAUUCUCCACCUGAUCCUGUAUUGCUUUGGGCUUUUUGAGGAGAUUAAAUGGGCCUGGUGUUUGUCUUUUUGUGCUGCAGCUAGCUUUUAGCCCACAGAACCAGAAUGGAGGAGCCACCUUAUCCACGUUCUCAUGAUAAUUAUUUUUUUUUUAUAACUUAAAUAAAUAUCCCUAACACAGUCACAACAUAUUUUACCCUGGUGGUUCAAAGUCCAACAGUCUCUCCAAACGUGUCACAUUUCCCCUCAUACAUGCAGGUAUGAUUGGGUUCAACAUACUGCAGCAUUGAUCUCACUGAUCCCUUUUGCUUUCAGGUCACUGCAUUGUUUUUUACUGAUAUGAUCAUGUUUUUUCUCAUUGUAGUAAGUAUUUUUAACUAAAAGGGAAGUAGGAGUGCCAUUACGUAUCACACUAGUCUACAAUCUCUCUAUGGUUUUAAGAACCAGUCUAAUGAUCAGUAGAUGUGAGCUCAGUUUAGCCUUUUUUAUUAGGUUAUUGUGGAUUUAAAUCCCAGAUAUCCUGACAGCUGUAAUGUGCCAUGAUAAAGUCACAAUUUCUUUUUUCCUUUUGAUAAAAACAACAAAAAAUCAAAAUAGCAGGAACUUGUAUCAACUACUGCUUCACUUUACCUUUAAAUCUAAGUUUAAAAAAUCAAGAAUUGGUUGUUAACGCCAGGAAAUUAAUUUGCCAGAGUUUUAUAUGAAGAUUGAUGCCACUUUCAUCUGUGAAGUAUAUCUUCUAAGCUAGCUCAGCAAGCAGGCAGUUAGCUUAGAUUAACAUAAAGACUUUAAUAAUGGAUAGAAAGAAUCAGCCAUAGAUAGAAAUAAAUGACAGGUAACAUAUCCCUAAAUAAUAAAUUGUUGUUUUUUUUAAUGUGCUAAUGGAAGAGCCUUAGAGAUGUUUAAAGGCAUAUUUGUCUUCAAAUAAAGGCCAACAUGCUGUUACCCUCUCUUUCCAUUACUUCAGUUGAGGUAAUUGUCUCCACGCUGUAGCUUUAUGAUGUGCAACAAUGGUUUAAUCAUUUCACUUAUCACAAUAAUCUCAUUCCAGGUCAAGUCUGUUCUUUACUUUCUUGAGUUUUAUAAAAAGAUUGCUACUACUCUCAUAUCUAUAGGAUAAGCUAAAGCUAGCCAGUUGACUAAGCUUGGCAUAAAGACUUGAAAAGGAGGGAAACAGUUGGACGAGGGGAAAAACAUCCCUGAAGAAUUCAAGAUUUUUCUUACACAAAACCAGCCAAAACAUGUUAAUGGAUGAGCUCAAGGCCUGAGAUAUACUUGCUGAUUCACCUUGCAUCCAGUUGCAUCAUGAGAUUUAUUGUAAAUAUACUUGCUUGUAUGUGAUAUGAUUCCUGGACAGCUCACCUGAUGUGUAGAUGUGAUGUGUAAACGAGAAAUAUGGAGACACUUGAGAAGUUAUUGCUGUUAUUGCUGAUGUCAAUACUAAUAUAAUGUUCACACUGACAGGCACUAGUAUGAUCAGAUCAGCUCAGACUGGUGGCUGGAGGUCAGAACCAAGGGUAUUACAGUCACUAAAACAAACUUAACUAAAACUAUAUAUUAGAACAAUUUUGAUUAACUGAAACUAUAAGAAAUUAGGCUUUACAGAAAAAAACUAACAAACUGUUUUCUUCUUUUUUUUAGUGUUUGACAGCAGCAUACUGACCAACACAUACAUCCAAGCUUGGGGAGUAUAAAAUGGCCUGAUUUAGUUAAAGAAAGUUUUACAUAAUAGUAAUUGAAUGUAUUUUUAAAAUUGUAUGGUGUUUAUUUUUCUGGUCCUUUAGGGUCUUGCCUCUAACAAGUAUCCUGUAUCAGGGGUUCUCAAACAUUUCAGCCCACGAUCCCCAAAAUGAAGGUGGCAGAGACCAGGGACCCCCACCGUAUCUGAAGGUGGUUGAGGCAUAGUUGAAAACUCCUGACCCCCACGGUUCUAUAUCACUGACAAAACAAAAGCUAACAGUAAAACUAGUAAAAACUAGACUUACAUGAAACAUUUUUGCAAAAUAAGAGUACAACUAACAAACUAGAAAAACUAAUGAAAAAUGAAAUAAAAUUAAAAACAAAAAGUGAAAAUGAAAUAAAAAUAGAAACUAAUGAAAAAUUCUACACCAUAUGCACUUGCUUUUACAAUUUUUUCCUCUGUGCAUGGAUCUAAAAGUCACUGUUAACUGUGUUCAUACAGCAGCUGAUGAAUACAGAAAGGCUCCUCUUGAAUGUUUAUAUGUAGUUUUGAAAAAUGUUGUCAAAAUAUACUCAUCAGGCAAAAACUGAACUAAUACAAACAGGCAUUAAUGCGCUCAGCUGAAAGUCACCAGUUUGCAUAAUCACUGAUUAAACUGUAACACCGAUCGUAUUUUCAUUAUUUUACUAAUAUAACUUAAAACAGAAUCUAACUGUGGUAAGCUGUUUUGACAGGCAUGUUUACAUCUAUUAACAAUGACACUUCUUAUACAUGUUGAGAUUUAUGCUCUUGAUUUAUCAGCUCAUCUUUCGCCUAGAACUUUUGUCCACUGUUGUCUGUGCUGCUGUGUUGUUUGUUACAUCUCCUCCGCCUCUUCACUGCCUCUGCCACGACUGCAUUUUGCAUCUGUGUUGUAUAAAUCUUUGAAGGAAGUGCAUGGCUGAUGUGUCAUGCUGAUGCAAGGGACAUGUGGCAGCUAUGAUCCGUGGACCUGUGAAUGCAUAGAUGACAGCAAGUAUAUCUUGGCCCUUAGAGGUGUUAGCUGGCUAAGUUUUGCCUUCAAAUAAUGAGACAGAAGAGCUGUUUCUUCAUGUUUUCCUUAUCUGUGCUGAGCUAACCGUCUCCACGCUGUAGCUUCACAUUUUGCAUAGUUACAUAACUGUUAUCGUCUCACUUAAUUCUUAAAAAGCAAAUGAGAUUUCUCCAAAUAUCCUUUAUCUAAAAUGACUUAAGUAACUUUUUCUGUUUGAGGUAUUCUUUAAAAAUUAUCCAAAUACAGGAUGGAUGGACCAAAAAACAUCAGAACUGUUGCUGUAAUAAUUAAAGAGCAAAAAGACCGCCUAUCGUCAUGCUCUAGGGUGAGACCUUAUUUUACAGAAUUUCCACCCAGUAGUAUCUGAUCAUUAAGUCUUAUUAGAAUGUAUUUUUGUUAUGUUUUAGCACAACCUGCUGUGUGUGCUUUUUGUUUAAACAUGAAUUUCUUCACAUUUUCAUCCAACCCACAUGGUCAACCCUGGACCAAAUAUAACAAUUAUUCCAGCCUGCACACAUACACUAAAUAUCACAUGUAUACAGCAAAGGCUCAGAAUCUGCUCCUCUUGAAAUUACUAAUUUUUUUUAAAUCUGAUGAUAGAGUACAUGACCACUUAACUGGAAAUGUAACAAGGACAUUAGUCUAUUUAAUUUCCAAGGUUUUCUCCUUUUUAUUUAAUUGCUGUGUGUUAAAGGUGGUGACAAUAUUAAACUUUCAAUAGCAGUUUCCUUUCACUAAAGUAUCACUGAGGUAUGUUGGUAUGAAAAACCACAGCUUGUGAAAAAACAUUUUCACUGCUGAUUUCCUCUGCAUCGAAACCCUGGCUACAUAAACUUUUUGCCCUUGCUCGUACACCAUAACAGAGACAUUCAGUUACAUUUCCCCGCCGUCUGUAAAGACAUUUUACCUUUGGGUUGUCUUUGAUAACUUGUAAGGGCUCUCGGCCUUGCAAGUUAUCAAAGAUUUGCGCCGAGCUUUGGACUCAGUUUGGGAAAAGAUCAUUUUCUUACUGUCAUCCUGCAGCCUCAAACCUUCACAGAGAAGCCGUCUACUGUUACAAAUGAUUUUUUACAUGCCGAUACAAAUCAGAAGAUGCUACGCUCGCAGACAGAGACGCAGCGUGCGUGCACACUCCAUGCAUGCUAAACACCUCUGUCACAGCUAGAGGAGAAAAAUCUGUUUGGUAAUUAGUGAGGGGUUUCAUUGUAUUGCCUGAAUAAGAAAUAGAAAAUCUGUAAAUGUAUUAUGAAAAAGGAUAACCACUGCCUUAAAACCACCUCUUGAUACUUAUCAUUGGAAAGGAAAAGACUGAAGGACUUAAUUUAGUGCCUUCUUUGAUUUUGAGGCAAAUGGUUAGUAUCCAACAGUAUCCUCAUGUACACUCUUUCAGUAUAUCUUGUAUAUUUCUGUCCUUUCUAAAACAGGGCCAGUACUCACACGCAUCGUCUGUAUUUACAUACCGUGGACUUGCAUUAUAAAGUAACAACCUGGAGCGUAAAAAAUAGUGAAGUACGUCUUUGUUUAUCAGGGUGGCAGCUUCCAUUUAAUCGAAUGUUGUAUGCCAGGAUGUGUUAUUUAUUGUCUUAAUUAUGGUUUGCAAAAGAAUAUCAAAUUGAACAUGAUUUCUUUCUCUGCUUCACUUUGUUACUUCUUUGGAUAUCUUCAAGGACAAGGCUCACUAGUAGAAUCAGAGACGGUUAGAGUACUAAAAGCUAUAAAAGCUUCAAUUAAAGUACAUUUUUCUGGAUUUCUGGUGUCAUGGAAACUGUUAUGUGCAUGACAAUUUCUAUUUUGAGGUUCGAUAUUUGUCUUAAAUGGUUACAAAGUGACUGCUGCUUUUAAAUCGGGGAACAUGAAAAGAUUGUCUGAAGCAUCAUCCUGAACCGGUUUCUAUGAUUUCUUUUCAAAUACUUGAUAUUUAGUAUGUUUAUUUUCACUCUCUCAGGUUCAUGAGUGUUAAUAGUUGUGUUUUUUGCAUCUCAGGUAGAAUGCAAAUUUUAAACGGCCCCGAGUAUAUACUGUAGUACCACAGCUAUUCAAAAAGUAAAGUAAAGAAAUCACAAGGUGUACAUGUUUUUUCCUCAUUUGUACAUGUUUAUGUGUUCUUAAUAUGGUGCACUGUUACAGUAAACGUUAAAUAUUAUUUUGCAUAGACCUAGUUCACAAAGAAAGACAACUAGAUUUGUUAAGCAGACAAAAAUUAUGUACAGUCAGUGUUGACAAAAUCACAAUGAUGUUCAUGACAACUUCUUCUUCUCCACUGUAACACUUUGCUUAUACAGUAUCGGUUAUUUAGUAAUUAUAGGAUGUGACCACAGACAGUCAAUCAAUCUGUUUGCAUUCAGUCAAGUAACGCAUACAUUUUCAUAGAUGAAA